AUAUAUGUAUGCUGAGAGUUCUGCACUAGAGAUACAUUCCUUGUGUGUCCAACCACGCUUGUCCAAUAAAGAAUUAUUCGGUUCUGUUUGGAAAUGAAGCCUCUGGCUGGAGGGUCAGGCUGGGUAGAAGCCUGAAAAUAAGGAUCCAAAUUCCUGCGUGGAGAAAUUGUUGCUCUUCAAGCAAAGCUAAACAGCAAGUGCUGCCCCCCAGGUUUUCCUGUUUUGAAGCGCUGAUCCUUGCAGCAUGGCUUCUUCUAAGCCUAUUGGCAAGUUCUGGGAAUGGGGCAAAAACAUCUUCUGUGUGGGGAGGAAUUACGCAGCCCACGCCAAGGAGAUGAAGAAUGCCCUCCCCACCGAGCCGCUCUUCUUCCUGAAGCCCUCCUCGGCCUACGUCAGGGAAGGCAGCCCCAUCCUCCAGCCCUACUAUUGUGAGAAGCUGCACCACGAAGUGGAACUGGGCGUGGUGAUUGGGAAGAGAGCCCAGGCCGUGCCUCAGGAAGCAGCCAUGGGCCACGUGGCCGGCUACGCGCUCUGCCUGGACAUGACAGCCAGGGACGUCCAGGAAAAGUGCAAGAAGGAAGGCCUCCCCUGGACUCUGGCCAAAGGAUUCAGCACCUCCUGUCCAGUGAGCGACUUUGUGCCCAAGGAGAAAGUCCCAGAUCCACAUCAGCUGAAGAUCUGGCUAAAGGUAAACGGAGAGUUGCGCCAAGAAGGGAACACAUCUGACAUGACUUUCACCAUCCCGUACAUCAUCAGCUACAUCAGCGGCAUCGUCGCCCUGGAGGAAGGGGACAUCAUCUUAACGGGUUCCCCUGAAGGAGUUUCUGCUCUGAGAGAGAAGGAUGAAAUAGAAGCCGGCAUUGAGGGGCUGCUGAGAAUGCACUUUCGGGUAGCGCGGCAGAAAAGCCGCCCCUGAUUUGUGGAAGUCGAUGAUGAUGAAGAUGAAAAACACCUUGGGGACUUUUGUCCGGAAGAAAAAAAGAGGGCCAGAUUCCUUCCCCACCCCCCCAGCCCACCC
Molecule: messenger RNA, 1018 nt
Organism: Crotalus tigris (Tiger rattlesnake)
Lineage: Eukaryota; Metazoa; Chordata; Lepidosauria; Squamata; Viperidae
Gene: FAHD1
Product: fumarylacetoacetate hydrolase domain containing 1
Exons: 2
Coding region: 245-916 (223 amino acids)
Cellular component (GO): mitochondrion
Molecular function (GO): acetylpyruvate hydrolase activity
Source: RefSeq, a predicted model, not a curated record